GCGUCAUCUUAGUGAACCAUUCAGAGAGGAUUGCGAUCACAACACGGAAGCAGCGCAUGGACACCAAACUGACAGCCUUUAAUCCGUUACAUACACGCUACACAUAAUAAUGCCGUUUACUCCACGGUGAUAAAACUGAUACAACAGGAACUGUAGAUAACUUUGUUUAUUUUAGAUGGCUUUUUCAAGUUUUCUCGUUUUUGUGCCAAUUGCUUUUGCAGUUUUAUCUGUUGCUUUCGCCAUAAACGGAGAAUUUCCGGCCAUGCCGGCUCCUCUCCCCGCAGCCGCGGGGAUCUGCUCUCUGGCCGGGAUGGCGCUCCUGUGGAGAGACAUCAGCAGCAAGAUGAAGGGGGAAAACCGGACCGUAGGCAGCCUGUUGAGCCAGUAUCUGGCGGUGAAGUUUGUGGGCUGGCUGGGUGGACGGCAGAGGAGGAAACUGGAGGCUGAUACGCUCAAGGUGAAGCAGGUCCAGGAGGAGACGCUGCUGAAGCGGCUGCGGAAAAACGCAGACACGUGUUAUGGAAGACAGUACGAAUUCAGCUCUAUUGAAGACGCAGAAGGCUUCCGGGCGCGUCACCCCAUCACCACGUAUGAGCACUAUCGAGAAUUCAUCAAGCGCAUCGCAGCCGGAGAAGAGAAGGUUAUCAUUGCUGAGAAGCCGGUGAUUCUGGCCAUGACCUCUGGGACGUCGGGACCCAGUGCCAUGUUGCUCAGCACCAAGGACACCAACACGGAGUUCUUCUUGCAGGGGGUGACUGUGUGUUUAGAUGCCAUGAGACGGGCAUUCUCAGAUACCGACAGCCUUCAGCGCACCACCAAGUUCUUCUACACGCCUACGUUUCGCCAGUCUGAGGCGGGGAUUCCCAUUGGGCCUAACUCUUCCACCCCGGCCUCAUCCCGCCACAUGCUCAACCUCUAUACUACUCCAGCUCCUGCCUUUGAGGUUCCUAGUGAGAAGGACACCUUGUACCUGCACCUGCUGUUUGCCCUGAAGGAUCCCAGUGUCGGAACACUGGAGUCCAACUUUGCUUCCACAGUUUUCUAUGCGUUCACUGCCCUACAGGAGCGCUGGCAGGAGCUGGUGGAAGACAUUGAAAGAGGGGAAAUCAGUGGUGCUCUGUCCUUGGAUCCCAAAGUGAGAGCCGGGCUGGAAGCGCUAAUGAAGCCAGACCCACGUAGGGCUGCUCAGCUCCGGCCUCUCUUCCAGGACGGCUUCAGCGGGAUCGCCAAGCUCCUCUGGCCUGAUCUCCACCUGGUGCUGGCCGUGGACUCGGGCUCCAAUCAGAUCUACGGUGAAAUGUUAAGAGACAACUACUGCAAAGGCGUGCCCUUUUAUUCACCUUUCUAUGCUGCCACUGAAGGUCUGAUAGGGGUGAACCUGUGGCCUCAGGAAGCAAGCAGACGUUACCUACUAUGUCCGCGCUCGAUGUUUUGCGAGUUCCUGCCAGAGAACAGCCUCGAGGAGGAGUCGCCACAAACGCUGCUGAUGGGGGAGGUGAAGGAGGGAGACAGCUACGAACUGGUUGUCACAAACGCCUCAGGACUUUUCAGAUUUCGAAUUGGAGACAUUGUGAAGGUUGUUGGGUUCCAUAACCAGUGUCCUAUCGUGGAGUUCCAGUACAGGCGGGGUCAGAUGCUGAAUGUUCGAGGGGAGAAAUUGUCUGAGGCAUUGUUCCUUGGUGCGUUGAGGAAAGCUGUCGCUCAAUGGCCUGGAGCUCAGCUGAUCGACUACUCCUGUGCCGAGAGCGGCAUCUUGGGAGAUUCAAUCGGUGGCUCAGACCCUCAUUACCAGGUGUACAUAGAGCUGAAAGGUGUAAGGAAUCUUACAGAGGAGCAGCGAUAUAAGCUGGACGUUUGUCUCCAGCAGGACUCUGCUGUGUACAAGUCCUUCCGCAUUAAAGGCAGCAUUGGGCCUGUCCGGGUUCAGCUCGUGGCACAGGGAGCCUUCAAGGAGCUCCGUAAACAGAUGAUGGAGUACACGAACACAUCGCCCAACACUUUCAAAAUGCAUCGAGUACUUCGCAGGAAAGAAUAUGCAGACUUCCUGUUGGGAAAAACAGUCUCCUGAAAUGAGACGGGACUCGUGGAUGGUGUGAUGAGCGCUGACUGAGCGGUGACAUAUCCCCGGCUUUAUUUACCGUUCAUGACUGAACUCAUGAACUGUGUCUUUGGGAGGUGUGAAACACCAAAAACACCAGUCAUGCAGUCAUCUCUGACGUUAGAAAUAUGCUCAGUGUUGCAAUUAUACAAUUCUCAUCCGGUGUCUUAACUUUAUUGACAAAGCACAUCCUUUCAAGGGUUGAAUAAGAAUUCAAAUAAUGCAUUUGACUGUUUGUAUUUUUCCAGCUAUAUUUACAUGACUGUAGAAGACAGUUUUACCACAGUUUUUGUCACCGGCACCUUGCAGAACCUAUGCAAGGUACAAUGAUGUCAAAAUGAAGCCCUAUGCAGUAAAAACUGUAUCAGAGAACUGGUUUGAGUAUGUAUUUUUCAAACCACCAUUUUAUUAUUUAUUGCUAUAAAGAAUUUCUAUAUAAUGUAAAGCAUUUAAAUUAGUUUAAAUUUUCUGACAUUCUGCAUGAGAUGAUGCCAUCUGGUGUUAAUGAAUGUUCCUGCAACAACACAUUAAUUUUCUUAUAAAUGGAACAAAAUUUGGCAAGAUUUAUAUCUAAUAAUAAACUGUGGCUUCAGUUCAUAGAAAAGUGUCUUAUUUAGAAAUAAAGAUUUGUUACUUUUGCAA
Cololabis saira (Pacific saury) is the source of this 2740-nucleotide messenger RNA. It is a transcript of the gene ghdc, whose product is annotated as GH3 domain containing. The transcript is spliced from 11 exons. Lineage: Eukaryota; Metazoa; Chordata; Actinopteri; Beloniformes; Belonidae. Gene Ontology annotation, molecular function: acid-amino acid ligase activity. Gene Ontology annotation, cellular component: cytoplasm. The coding region runs from base 176 to 2068 and encodes 630 amino acids. The record is from RefSeq and is a predicted model, not a curated record.